UACAUUGGACUACUGCCACCAUGGAAAGGGCAGCAUUUUGUUCUCACAGGAACAGACACUUACUCUGGAUACUGAUUUGCUUUCCCUGCACCCAAUGCUUCUGCCAAAACUACCAUCCAUGGAUUUACAGAAUGCCUUAUCCACCAUCAAGGUAUCCCACACAGUAUUGCCUCGGAUCAAGGGACUCACUUCACAGUAAAUGAAGUGCGGCAGUGGGCCCAUUCUCGUGGAAUUCACUGGUCUUACCACGUUCCCCAUCACCCUGAAGCAGCUGGCUUGAUAGAACGAUGAAAUGGCCUUCUAAAAACACAAUUAUGGCAUCAGCAAUACCUUGCAGGGCUGAGACAAUAUUCUCCGGGAGGCUAUAUAUGCUCUAAACCGGUGUCCAAUAUAUGGUGCUUUCUCCCAUAGCCAGGCUUCACGGGUCCAGGAAUCAAGGGGUGGAAAUGGGAGUGCCACCACUCACUCUUACCCCUAGUGACCCACUCAUAAACUUUUUGCUUCCUGUCCCGUAACCCUCUGCUCUGUGAGUCUAGAGGUCUUAAUUCCAAAGGGAGGAAUGUUUCCACAGGGAGAAACAACACCAAUUCCGUUGAACUGGAAGUUAAGAAUGUCACCAGCCACUUUGGGCUGCUCAUGCCUGUGGAUUAACAGGGAAAGAAGGGAAUUACUGUAUUGGUUUGUGUGAUUGAUCCUGAUUACCAAGAGGAAAUCAGAUUGGUAUUACAUAAUGGAGGUAAAGAAGAGUAUGUCUGUAAUACAGGAGAUUCCUUAGGCUGUCUCUUAGUACUACCAUGGCCUGUGAUUAAAGUCAAUGGAAAAUUACAACAACCCAAUUCUGACAUGACUAAUAAUGGUCCAGACCCUUUGGAAAUGAAGGUUUGGGUCACUCCAUCAGGCAAAGAACUGUAACCAGCUGAGGUGCUUGCUGAAGGUAAAGGGAAUACAGAAUGGGUGGUGGAAGAAGGUAGUUCUAAAUAUUGGUUACAACCAUGUGACCAGUUGUAGAAAUGAGGACUGUAAUUGUUUUAUUUCUUCCUUGUAUGUAUGCGUCAAAUAUUUUUGUUUUCUUCACUUACAAAAUACAAGAUGUAAACAGGGCUAGUGUGUUUUCAGUUGUAUGCUUGUUAGUUGUAUCAUGUUAGGCAUAAGUAUGACUUUAUGAUUGUCUUCAUUUAGAGAUUGUGUAUGGUUUAGGUAGAUGUGUGCAAGUGCCAACUUGACAAGGGGUGGAUUAUGAUGGUUAAGGUUGUGGUUCAAAUUGGCUGGGCCAUGAUUCUCAGUGGUUUGACAGUUAUGAUGCAGUUUGGCAGCUCUGUAAUGAUGUAAUCACCUCCAUAAUGAGCUCUGGUAUAAUGUAAUCAUCUCCAUGAUGAAAUCUGUUAUGAGCAGCCUAUCGGUGGAAAAGGAGCUUCCUUGCAUCCAACAUAGCUGGACUUUCUGGCAAAGCUCGUGGGCUUUUGCUUGCUCUGGAUCCUGCAGAUGACUUCUCUUCAUCUGACCUCCAGUUCUUGGGACUUGAACUAGCAGCUUACAUGGCAGCCUUGGAAUUUGUCAGCCUCAGCAGCUACAUGAGUCAGGUGAAGCCUCCAGCCUGACCCACAGACUUAGGACUUUUCAGGCUCUACAACCUUGUGAGCCAUUUCCUUGAUAUAUAUAUAUAUAGUGAGAGAGAGAGAGCACUGUGUGUGUGUGUAUAUGUGUGUGCGUGUGUGCCUAUAUGCACACACAUGCUCUACUGAUUUUGCUUUUCUAGAAAACCUAGCCUAAGACACUUAGUAUAUACUCAAAAGAAUUAAAAGCAGGAACAAAAACAGAAACUUGUACACCAAUGUUAGUCACAAUAGCCAAAAGAUGGAAACAACCCAAACGCCCAUCAACAGAUGAAAGGGUAAACAAAAUGUGGUAAGUCCAUAAGUGGAAUAUUAUUCAGCCAUAAAGAGAAACGAAUUCCUGAUACAGGUGACAGCGUGGAUGAAACUUGAAAACAUUAUGCUGUGUGAAAUAAGUCAGUCACAAAAGGAUGAACCAUCUCACUUACACGAAACGGACAAAUAUAGAGAAACCAAAGUUGACUAGUGGCUGCCAUGACUGGAAGGGAAAAGGAAAGGGGAAACCAUCGCCUGGGGGCAGGGAGUUUCUGUUAAUGGCGGUGGAAUAAUUUGGAAAAGGUGAGGGUUGUACAACAUAAUGAAUAUAAUCAAUGUCACUGAAUUGUAAGUGGAAAAGUUGUUGAAUUGGCAAAUGUUUUGUUAUAUAUAUUUUAUCACUAUAAAGAAAUUAAUUUAAAAAAAUGGAAUUAUCAAAACUAGGUUAUGCUCUGUUAUUAUGGGCAUGUAGCCAUACCGAAGAAUCUGGCAAGGUUUCUACGUAGUCAUGCUCGAGGCUCACAGAAUAGCUAAAGCAUUCAAAAUGAAGUCUUUAUUUUUGAUUUCUUAAAUCUGGCAUGCUAAAUAACAAGUUUGCAAAUCUCAGAUAAGUUUGUGUUAGGCUUUUAGAAGUAGUAAAGAGUUGCGUGUUUUGGUUUGUUUUGUAUAAUCUUUAUCUGGCUUUAUUGCACGUUUGGUGUAUGCAGGGCUCCGUGCUGUGACAUAUUGUUGGAGGAACAAAGAAAGCUUUUAGAGAUGGCUUCUGCCUUUCUGGAAUUUACACGCUGAGUAGAAGAAACAGAGUUAUGCACAGUUUAGUGCCUCCAACAAUAACCGUUAGCUUCUUACUUGUAACCUGAGAAGGCUGGCAGCAGGUCACUAUUUUGUCCGGGGUUUACGAGAACUGAACUGAAUUGGAAAAUGUUAUUUGCUUUAACAAAACAGCUUACUCUUGUGUAACGUUAAACUGUGUCAGGCAGGCAAAUAAAUGGAGAAAACCUUGUUUAUAAAAUUGCCUGCUUCUGGUUUCACUUCACUGCUUUUAAGGUUCCAAGACUGAGAAAAAGAAUGAAGAUUUUGUUGCUUGGUAUUUUUCUGCUCUUAUACAGCACCUCAGCCUGGGCAAAAGAUAAGCAUUAUUACAUUGGAAUUGUUGAAACAACUUGGAACUACGCCCCUGACAAUGGAGAAAAGAAACUUAUUUCGGCUGACACAGAACAGGCCAAUAUCUAUCUUCAAAAUGGCCCGGAUAGAAUUGGAAGAGUAUACAAGAAGGCCCUUUAUCUGCAGUUCACAGAUGGAACCUUUGUGACGAGUAUAGAAAAACCACCCUGGCUGGGAUUUUUAGGCCCUGUUAUCAAAGCUGAGAUUGGAGAUAAAGUUUUUGUACAUUUAAAAAACCUUGCCUCCAGGCCCUACACCUUUCAUCCACAUGGAAUAACUUACUAUAAGGAACAUGAGGGGGCCAUUUACCCUGACAACACCACCGGUCUUCAAAAAGCAGAUGACAAAGUACAUCCAGGUGAACAGUACACAUACAUAUUGCAUGCCGGAGAAGAACAAAGUCCUGGUGAGGCGGACAGCAACUGUGUGACCAGAAUUUAUCAUUCCCACAUUGAUGCUCCUCGAGAUAUCGCCUCAGGGCUCAUCGGACCUUUAAUACUCUGUAAAAAAGGUUCUCUGGAUAAAGAAAAACAAAAACACAUUGACCAAGAAUUUGCGGUGAUGUUUUCUGUGGCGGAUGAAAAUUUCAGCUGGUACCUAGACGAAAACAUUGAAACAUACUGCUCUGAACCACAGAAAGUUGACAAGGACAAUGAAGACUUCCAGGAGAGUAACAGAAUGUAUUCUGUGAAUGGAUACACUUUUGGAAGUCUCCCGGGACUCACCAUGUGUGCAGAGGACAGAGUGAAAUGGUAUCUUUUUGGCAUGGGUAAUGAAGUUGAUGUGCACGCUGCUUUCUUUCAUGGACAAGUGUUGACUAGCAAGAACUACCGAAUUGAUACAAUCAAUCUGUUUCCUGCUACCCUUGUUGAUGCAUUUAUGGUGGCCCAGAACCCAGGAGAAUGGAUGCUUAGCUGUCAGAAUCUAAACCAUCUCAAAGCUGGCUUACAGGCCUUUUUCCAGGUGGAGGACUGCAAGAAAGCUUCAUCUAAGGAUGAUAUGCCUUGGAAGAAUGUCAGACACUACUACAUUGCCGCUGAGGAAAUCAUCUGGAACUAUGCACCCUCUGGGAUAGACAACUUCAGCCAAGAAAACUUAACGGCACCUGGAAGUGAGUCACAGGUGUUUUUUGAACAAGGUGCUACAAGAAUUGGAGGCUCUUAUAAAAAGCUGGUUUAUCGUGAGUACACAGAUGCCUCCUUUGCAACCCGAAAGGAGAGAGGCCCCGAAGAGGAACAUCUUGGCAUACUGGGUCCUGUCAUUUGGGCAGAGGUGGAAGACAUCAUCAGAGUUACCUUCCGUAACAAAGGAGCAUAUCCCCUCAGCAUCGAGCCAAUUGGGGUGAGAGUCGAUAAGAACAACGAGGGCACCUACUAUGCUGCACGGAACCCCCCGAAAGGAAGUGUGCCUCCUCCUCCUGCCUCCCAUGUGGCACCUGAUGCAACAUUCACCUAUGAGUGGACUGUCCCUGCAGAAGUAGGACCCACCUAUGAUGACCCCGUCUGUCUAUGUAAGAUGUAUUAUUCGGCUGUGGAUCCCACCAAAGAUAUAUUCACUGGGCUUAUCGGGCCCAUGAAAAUAUGUAAGCAAGGAAGUUUACAUGCAAAUGGGAGACAGAAAGAUGUAGACAAGGAGUUCUAUUUGUUUCCCACAGUGUUUGAUGAGAAUGAGAGUUUACUCCUGGAUGAUAAUAUUAGAAUGUUUACAACGGCCCCUGAUCAGGUGGAUAAGGAAGACGCAGACUUUCAAGAAUCUAAUAAGAUGCAUUCCAUUAAUGGAUUCAUGUAUGGGAAUCAGCCUGGUCUCAACAUGUGCAAAGGAGAUUCAGUUGUGUGGUACUUAUUCAGUGCUGGCAAUGAGGCCGACAUACAUGGGAUAUACUUUUCAGGAAACACGUAUCUGUCAAAAGAAGAAAGGAGGGACACAGCAAACCUCUUCCCCCAAACAACUCUCACACUCUUGAUGGACCCCGACACUGCAGGGACUUUUGAUGUUGAGUGCCUCACAACGGAUCACUACACAGGAGGCAUGAAGCAAAAAUAUACUGUGAGCAAAUGCAACCAGGUGUUCACUGAUUCAACCUACUACCUGGGAGAGAGGACCUACUACAUCGCAGCAGUGGAGGUGGAAUGGGAUUAUUCCCCACACAGAGAUUGGGAAAAAGAGCUGCACCAUUUACAAGAGCAAAAUGCUUCAAAUGUAUUUUUAGAUAAGGGAGAUUUCUUCAUAGGCUCAAAGUACAAGAAAGUUGUGUACCGGCAAUACACUGACAGCACGUUCAGCACUCCAGUGGAGAGAACGGCAGACGAAGAACAUCUGGGAAUUCUAGGUCCACAACUUCAUGCAGAUGUAAGGGACAGAGUAAAUAUUAUCUUCAGGAAUAUGGCCACGAGGCCAUACUCAAUACAUGCCCAUGGGGUGAAGACAAGCAGUUCCACAGUAACUCCAACGUUACCAGGUGAAACUCGGACUUAUGUAUGGGAAAUCCCAGAAAGGUCUGGAGCUGGACAAGAGGAUACAGCCUGUAUUCCAUGGGUUUACUAUUCAACUGUGGAUCAAGUUAAGGACCUCUAUAGUGGAUUAAUCGGCCCACUGAUUGUCUGCCGGAAGCAUUACUUAAAAGUACAUAAUCCCAUAAAGAUACCGGAAUUUUCCCUGCUGUUUCUAGUUUUUGAUGAGAAUGAAUCUUGGUAUUUAGAUGACAAUAUCAAAACAUACUCUGAUCACCCUGAGAAAGUAAACAAAGACAAUGAGGAAUUUAUAGAAAGCAAUAAAAUGCACGCAAUCAAUGGAAGAAUAUUUGGGAACCUGCAAGGUCUCACAAUGCACGUGGGAGAUGAAGUCAACUGGUAUCUGAUGGGAAUGGGCAAUGAAGUAGACUUGCAUAGUGUGCAUUUCCACGGCCACAGCUUCCAAUACAAGAACAGGGGCAUGUAUAGUUCUGAUGUCUUUGACAUUUUCCCUGGGACAUACCAAACCCUAAAAAUGUUUCCAAGAACACCCGGAAUCUGGUUACUCCACUGCCACGUGACUGAUCACAUUCACGCCGGAAUGGAAACCACUUACACCGUUCUACCAAAUGAAGCAUCUUCUCAGACGCAGAGGAAGAUAUGGAACGUGAACUACCCGUUUACGGUCAGCCUGACACUCUUCUUUCAGGUGUCUACCAAGCAGUGGCUAGGAGACUAAGGUUGGUCCCUUUCCUUUCUGUGUGUUUAGUAAUCAAUCACCUUCACGUGGAUAAUUUCCUGACUAUAAAACAGCAAAGAGGAAACAAGGUGGCAAUCUCUCACGCACGGGAUCUCCCAAGGUGAGAGAAAACACAGGUUAUUUCUGUAUUCAACUUCUGAUUAAAUGGAACGAUAGGCAGAAAAAGAAAGGAACAAGGCAGGGAUAACCCAAAUCGUAGUUAAAAGGAAAUCAGUCAAAACUUGGUACAAAAUGCAUUGGAUCUGUGAAAUUUUACUUAGCUUUGUCCAUAUUGUCAAGAAAUGUAAGAAUAUUACCAAAAAAAAAAACCC
This is a messenger RNA of Loxodonta africana (African savanna elephant), 6553 nucleotides long. RefSeq names its product ceruloplasmin (gene CP). The transcript is spliced from 19 exons. The record is from RefSeq and is a predicted model, not a curated record. Lineage: Eukaryota; Metazoa; Chordata; Mammalia; Proboscidea; Elephantidae. The coding region runs from base 2937 to 6221 and encodes 1094 amino acids. Gene Ontology annotation, molecular function: oxidoreductase activity; signaling receptor activity; copper ion binding. Gene Ontology annotation, cellular component: plasma membrane.